Coccomyxa subellipsoidea C-169 is the source of this 1020-nucleotide messenger RNA. RefSeq names its product CGI-32 protein. Lineage: Eukaryota; Viridiplantae; Chlorophyta; Trebouxiophyceae; Coccomyxaceae. Bases 187 to 1020 code for a protein of 277 amino acids. Gene Ontology annotation, molecular function: copper ion binding. The record is from RefSeq and is a predicted model, not a curated record. The transcript has 7 exons.
GGAAAGUCGAUGCAGUCUUGAGGAAAUCGUUCUGAAUAUAAAUUAAGAGCUUGCAUGAGAGGGCAUGGGAGGGGGCUCCACAAUCGUUGAACUUCGGUACACAUGCACUUUGGAGAACGAACUGAGAGUUUGAAGUGGGUGAAAACCAGAACAUCACGGCAGUUCUAAGUAGUUUCUAAAUGUAAGAUGGUGGCACCGGCUGCUGCCGCUGUCACCACCGGCGUUGAGGUUGAAUUCUGUGUGGACUCUCUCUCAUCAGCAGUACACGCACAGAGGACUGGGGCGACACGUGUGGAACUAUGUUGUGGCUUGUCAGAGGGAGGAUUGACUCCCAGCGCCGGCCUCAUUAAGGCAGUCAGGGCGGCGCUGAAGAUCCCAGUGCACAUCUUGCUCCGCCCUCGUGGAGGGGACUUCCUGUACACAACACAGGAGCUGCUGGUAAUUAGGGAGGACCUGCUCACAGCAGCUGAGUUGGGGGUGGAUGGAGUAGUAGCUGGCAUGUUGACCAGGGAAGGAGAUGUGGACGCCGGCCAGCUGUCAGACAUCAUGUUGCUCUGCAGAAGCCUGGGAAUGGACUUCACUUUCCACAGAGCCUUCGACAUGGCGCGAGACAAGAGGGCUGCGCUAGACACGCUCAUUUCAUGCGGUGUUCCACGAGUCUUGACUUCUGGCGGGGCGCACUCUGCACUGCAGGGCAGCACAGCCAUCAGGCAGCUGGUGGAGCAGGCGCAGGGGAGGAUCACAGUCAUGGCGGGGGGAGGCGUGCGUGCAAAGACUGCCGAGCUGCUCGUCAGCCUCACAGGCGUCUCCUCACUCCAUGCCAGCGCAUCUGGAUGGGUGGAGAGCGGGAUGGCGUACAAGAACAGGAAGCUGUCUCUGUGCUCCAAGGAGCCGCUGACAGAUUGGCGGUGGAGGAGGCUUGAUGAGUCAUCCGCAGCCGCGCUGUGCAUCACAUGCGAGGCCAUCCAGCGCAAGGAUACUCUGGAAGGCGCCUGGCAGUGCCUGACAUUCAGGGCUUGA